This is a messenger RNA of Punica granatum (pomegranate), 743 nucleotides long. The record is from RefSeq and is a predicted model, not a curated record. NCBI's taxonomy places the organism in Eukaryota, Viridiplantae, Streptophyta, Magnoliopsida, Myrtales, Lythraceae.
GACAUCCAAAAAAAACCUUAUCCAAACAAAGUGAGCCCAAUAGUGGAGCGCCACAUCAGCAGCAAGUAUCUGAGUGUAUCCAAAUCUGGGCAGUCUGAGGCCACAGAAUGCUCAUGUGGCUGAGCUGCGGAAAUCUGCUGUCCUGUUUCUUAUAACCCAUUUCUUUUUCUUGUUGCUGAUCUCAUAGGUCUUGUCUGAAGAACAAUUUGACCCAUUUGGAGGAGGGAGAAGAAGGUGAAAAGAGCUGAAUCUUCAGAGGAAAUGGCAACCACUGUAAUGACUACUCUCCCUCAGUUCAAUGGGCUGAGGCCCUCUGUUUCAGCAGCUCCGGUGAAGGGCCUGGCUGCAGUUCAACCGAUGGGACGCAAGGGAAAGGGGGCUCUCGGUGCUCGCUGCGACUUCAUUGGUUCCCCUACUAACUUGAUUAUGGUGACCACGACGAGCUUGAUGCUGUUUGCAGGGAGGUUCGGCCUCGCUCCAUCAGCCAACAGGAAGGCCACAGCCGGGCUGAAGCUUGAGGCCAGGGAAUCUGGCCUGCAGACCGGGGACCCCGCUGGCUUCACCCUUGCCGACACCUUGGCCUGUGGGACCGUGGGCCACAUCAUCGGUGUCGGGGUCGUCCUUGGCCUGAAGAACAUUGGUGCUCUGUAAAAAAAGAAGUUGUAGUCUUUUUGUAACUCUUCCAAGGAAUGUUGAUAAUAUAUUUUCGUUCUCUCCUAGUCUAUAUAUACGCUUUCGAUCCA